Molecule: messenger RNA, 1047 nt
Organism: Aspergillus puulaauensis
Lineage: Eukaryota; Fungi; Ascomycota; Eurotiomycetes; Eurotiales; Aspergillaceae
Gene: RAD51
Product: recombinase RAD51
Exons: 4
Coding region: 1-1047 (348 amino acids)
Biological process (GO): reciprocal meiotic recombination; DNA strand invasion; chromosome organization involved in meiotic cell cycle
Cellular component (GO): condensed nuclear chromosome
Molecular function (GO): double-stranded DNA binding; single-stranded DNA binding; ATP hydrolysis activity
Source: RefSeq, a predicted model, not a curated record
AUGACGGCAGAUAUGGAGAGCCAAAAUGAACACGAUGACAGUGGACUUCCAGGCCCUGGAGCUCCCACUCCACUGUCAGCUCUGGAGGGAAUGUCAGGAUUGACGUCUAGAGAUAUCAAAUUGUUUGUGGAUUUUGGACUUCACACUGUUGAGUCUGUUGCAUAUACUCCAAAGCGUGUGCUCGAAACAAUUAAGGGUGUCUCGGAGCAGAAAGCGAAUAAAAUAUUGACCGAGGCGGCGAAACUCGUCCCGAUGGGAUUCACGACGGCUACGGAAAUGCAUGCUCGACGAAGCGAACUUAUCUCAAUCACAACUGGUUCUAAGCAGCUGGAUACUCUCCUUGGAGGUGGCAUCGAGACGGGAUCAAUCACCGAGAUAUUUGGCGAGUUCAGAACGGGAAAGAGUCAGAUUUGCCAUACACUGGCUGUUACGUGCCAGCUGCCAUUUGACAUGGGUGGCGGAGAGGGAAAAUGUCUCUAUAUCGACACCGAGGGAACUUUCCGGCCGGUUCGUCUAUUGGCUGUUGCGCAGAGGUUCGGCCUUGUUGGGGAAGAGGUUCUAGACAACGUGGCUUAUGCUCGUGCCUAUAACUCAGACCACCAGCUGCAACUGCUCAACCAAGCUUCUCAGAUGAUGUGCGAAACGCGGUUCUCACUUUUGGUCGUCGACUCGGCAACCUCGCUGUAUCGAACUGAUUUCAACGGCCGUGGUGAGCUGUCAACUCGCCAAACGCAUCUGGCUAAAUUCCUGCGUACCCUGCAGCGUCUGGCUGACGAGUUCGGUAUCGCUGUUGUCAUCACGAACCAGGUUGUUGCUCAGGUUGACGGCGGACCGAGUGCGAUGUUCAACCCCGACCCAAAGAAACCAAUUGGUGGGAACAUCAUUGCGCACGCAAGUACGACAAGACUAAGCUUGAAGAAGGGAAGAGGAGAGACUAGAGUCUGCAAGAUUUACGACAGCCCUUGUCUUCCGGAGAGUGAUUGUCUCUUUGCCAUUAACGAGGAUGGCAUCGGUGACCCCAGCCCGAAGGACCUGGAGAAUGACUGA